AUGGCUCAAGCAUUGGACUUUUGUCUCCGAUGCAACUCUCUAAAGUGCAGAGUAACCCUAAGUGAAAGGGCAGUGGUCACUACGUGCUCACAUAUUUUCUGUCUGCAGUGUGCCGACCACCUUGGGCUCUCACGACCAACAACAUCCGAGCGGCAAUGCCCUGCCUGCAAUGCCAGUCUUGCCAACCCUGACGAUGUAGUCUCCACUGUUCUCACCCCUAGCGAAGAUUACAAAACCAGCGUGCUGAGUGGACUUGAUCCCCAUACCAUUAUGGAGUGCGCUGGGCGUGCUUUGGCGUUCUGGACAUAUCAGUCUGCCCAAGAAAUCUUUUAUCAGGAAUAUCUCGGCAAAAGUUUGACCGAGAAAUAUGGUGCACUAAACCAACAGAUGGACAAGGUUAUUCAUGACGCGAAUUCAGAAAUAUCAAAUCUCCAAAACCGCAUAUCAGAGAUGCAAAUGAACCAGGAGCAGCUCCAGAAGAAGAACCACGAGUUAGUGGAGAUAUAUCGAGAAAAAUGCAAGAAGCAUGCUCAAAUAUCGAACCUCUACAACCUUCUUAAAAGCCGGGCAAUGAGGUCCCAGAUCCAAACAGCAGCGUCAGAUUCCGUGACCCAGGUUCUUGAGUCCUUAGGUGGCGCUCCCAAAUCCCACUCGAGCACGGAGGACUUGUUCCGCCCCGUAACCUCCCUGGCGCCAUCUCCUCGACGUAGUCCUGUGAGAUAUCCAGCAACAAACAUAGGAAUCGAACAGCUGCACCGUCAUCAAAGAAGUGGGAGUGGAAGUGGUUCAAAAAAUCGCGUAGAUUCUGCGAUGCCUCCUCCUAGUGGCCUACCGCCGUCUUUUCGAACUGCCACAUUGCCACCAGUUACACCACAACAUCGAACCAGGCUCCCUGGGCCUCUACCUUCGACCCAGAGGUCUGAAUUCCCGGAGCGUCAACAGAACGGCUAUACAACUCACAAUCAGAUUUUUCCAGUCCCGCAGCGUUUCGCGCCCGAAGGAGUUGAUAGUAGAUUUUCUCAUAGUAGCUCUAGUAACUAUGGCCUAAGCGCAGGGAUAAAAAUUGGCCGUCCAUCUGAUCACGCUGCCUCCAGUUCUAAUCCGCCAUCCAACCUUUUUGGGAUUGGAAGCCAUAUGGGAAAUGGUAACCCCCGAUGA
Blastomyces dermatitidis ER-3 is the source of this 1158-nucleotide messenger RNA. Its product is annotated as cyclin B1 interacting protein 1. The transcript has 5 exons. Gene Ontology annotation, molecular function: ubiquitin protein ligase activity. The coding region runs from base 1 to 1158 and encodes 385 amino acids. Gene Ontology annotation, cellular component: synaptonemal complex. Gene Ontology annotation, biological process: reciprocal meiotic recombination. The record is from RefSeq and is a predicted model, not a curated record. NCBI's taxonomy places the organism in Eukaryota, Fungi, Ascomycota, Eurotiomycetes, Onygenales, Ajellomycetaceae.